Eurypyga helias (sunbittern) is the source of this 879-nucleotide messenger RNA. It is a transcript of the gene AUNIP, whose product is annotated as aurora kinase A and ninein interacting protein. NCBI's taxonomy places the organism in Eukaryota, Metazoa, Chordata, Aves, Eurypygiformes, Eurypygidae. The record is from RefSeq and is a predicted model, not a curated record. The transcript is spliced from 3 exons. The annotation marks the transcript as partial.
ACUCACACAGCCAAGCCCAAAGCACCCAGCCGAACUCUGGAAAGGAAGCACACCUCCCCAGCUUUCACGCAGACCAGAGCCUGCCAGCCACGCACCAAGCAAAGUACCAUCUCCGCCUUCUUCAGCGCUCGGGCAGGUGAAAAAGACAAAGAAAACAGCAAGCCGUCUCCUUUCAUCCUGACUAGAGACUGUACAGAAAGAGGUGUUUCCUUGGCUGCCUCCCCUGUGAAGAUCUUGGCUUUGCCGCAGACGAGGAAAGCGCAGAAAGAGUCCCUCAGAGCGGAGACGGCGCAGGCUACGGCCCAGCGCCCUGCGCAGAAAGCACCGGCCUCGCCGACCCCUUCGCCGGACCCGUCGGUGGUACAAGCGGAGUCCCACAGCAAGAGUGAGGCUUCCUGUGGGGCGGGAGAGGAUUGCUGCUUCUUCACCCAGGAUUCGGAGGGCAACUGGAUCAUCGCUCACAGAAACGAGUCCGACGCGUUUGCCAGAGAAACGGUUUCAGCCAGCGGCAGUAGACCAGGCAGAGCACAGCCCCUGAGGGAGUGCAGCCAGAAUGCUGCUGCCGCCGAGGAGGGCAGGGGCUGCAGGUCGGGACUGAGCAGUCCCUGCAGGCACCUCUUCACCCAGGAUUCCCAGGGGAACCGUGUGAUCGCUCACCGCUACCAGGGCGUCCCAUCUCCUCGCAGGGAGCUGCCCGACUCGCCCCACAAGGGCUGUGCCAGCGGUGCUGCCAACAGCUUGAGCAAACGGGGGGAGCCGUGGGUCGACGUGGGCUAUGAGUCACUCUUCACGCAGGAUUCGGAGGGGAACAGAGUGAUUAAACAUGGAUACAUGACCUUGAGUGGGUCACCCAGUGACCUUGAGUGGGUCACCCCGUGA